AACCUGUUCACACUGAUAAAAACUGAAGGAUACCAAAACAGUGAUGAUCAGAGAAUUUUAAGUGUGAAGUGUUUUAGCAUCACAUCACUGUCCUGAAAAACAGAGCCUUGACUGGCAUAAACCACUUGUACAGACAAAGGUACUUUAAACAACAAUCAACUUUUUGUUUUUAUUUCAACUGGACAAUUUUGAUCAUAAAAGCUCCUGUGACAUAAUGCAAGAAAAUCUGAUAUCAAUGAGUAACAACUCAACAUGUAUUCAACCAUCCAUGAUCUCUUCCAUGGGCUUACCAGUCCUUUAUAUCUUCCUUUGUGUCAUUGGUCUCUUUGGAAAUUCCCUUGCUCAAUGGGUAUUUUUAGCAAAAAUAGGAAAGAAAACAUCAACUCACAUCUACCUAACACAUCUUGUGACUGCAAACUUACUUGUGUGCAGUGCUAUGCCUUUCAUGGGUAUUUAUUUCCUCAAAGGCUUUCAAUGGGAAUAUCAAUCAACACAAUGCAGGGUGGUCAAUUUUUUUGGGACUCUAUCCAUGCAUGUAUGUAUGUUUGUCAGCCUCUUAAUUUUAAGUUGGAUUGCGAUAAGCCGCUAUGCCACCUUAAUGAAAAAGGAUUCCAUACAAGAGACCACAUCGUGCUAUGAGAAAGUAUUUUAUGGUCAGUUACUGAAAAAAUUCCGCCAGCCCAACUUUGCAAAAAAACUAUGUGUUUACAUAUGGGGAGUUGUACUAGGCUUAAUUGUUCCUGUUAUCAUAUACUAUUCAGCUGUGGAGGCUACAGAAGGAGAAGAGACCAGGUGCUAUAACCGGAAUGUGGAAUUAGGAGCCAUGAUCUCUCAGAUUGCAGGCCUCAUUGGAACCACAUUUACUGGAUUUUCAUUUUUAGUUGUACUGACAUCAUACUACUCUUUUGUCAGUCAUCUGAGAAAAAUAAGGACCUGUACAUCCAUUACGGAGAAAGAUUUGACUUACAGUUCUGUGAGGAAGCAUCUUUUGGUCAUUCAGAUUCUACUAAUAGUUUGUUUCCUCCCAUUUAGCAUUUUUAAACCCAUUUUUUACGUUGUACACCAAAGAGAUAACUGCAAGCAACUGAAUUAUUUAAUUGAGAUAAAAAACAUCCUCACCUGUCUUGCAUCAGCUAGAAGUAGCACAGACCCCAUUAUAUUUCUUUUUCUAGAUAAAACAUUCAAGAAGACAAUAUAUAAUCUCUUUAAAAAAUCUGAUUCAACACGUAUACAAUCCUGUGGUUGACCUCUGAAUGGAAAACACCACCAAAUAUAAAAGUGUCCAUAUGAUUCUACUGGGGACACUAAAGUACAUGAUCAACAGGUUAGAGCUUGGCUGAAAGCAGGAACCAAGAAAACCUCUUUGGUUUAAAAAAUAAAUAAUCACAAAACUCACUUUACAGUUCCACUUAUAAUGAAGGUUGAGAUGGAAGAGAUCAAAUGGAGGCAAAAGUCAAGCAUACUAAAAGGAUCCCACUGUACAUGAAGCUAAGAGACAAUAUUCUAUUUAAACUCAACCAUGGAUGCUCCUACUCAGAACACAGUAUUUUGUGACUGUAGGAUAAAGAAGCAAAUGAUAUAUGACUUUUCUG
Messenger RNA from Phyllostomus hastatus (greater spear-nosed bat), 1592 nucleotides. It is a transcript of the gene GPR82, whose product is annotated as G protein-coupled receptor 82. NCBI's taxonomy places the organism in Eukaryota, Metazoa, Chordata, Mammalia, Chiroptera, Phyllostomidae. The transcript has 3 exons. Gene Ontology annotation, molecular function: G protein-coupled receptor activity. The record is from RefSeq and is a predicted model, not a curated record. Gene Ontology annotation, cellular component: membrane. Gene Ontology annotation, biological process: G protein-coupled receptor signaling pathway. Bases 215 to 1246 code for a protein of 343 amino acids.